GGUGCCCCGGCGGUCCAUGGACCGGAACCCCGGGCGGACCGGCAGGAACCCGGGCCGCGAUCGCCGCCUCCUGGCCCCAGGCUCCUCCUCCUCGCUCCCCGCCGCCCUCUGCGGACGCCCGCCGGCCGCGCACCGCCGCGGGCCUGUCAGAGCCGCGCCGGGAGGCUGUGUGGCGGGGCCGCGGGCGCCGCGGGACUGAGGCCUACUCCGCCGCCUCUCAGUGCUAUUGUCCCCGGGCCUGGCCCUGAGCGGGGCUGCGGCCGAGGGCCGAACUCGCCGGCUCCGCGGAAGAUGCCGGACCAAGCCCUUCAACAGAUGCUGGACAGAAGUUGCUGGGUGUGUUUUGCCACCGAUGAAGAUGAUAGAACAGCUGAAUGGGUGAGACCAUGCAGAUGCAGAGGAUCUACUAAGUGGGUUCACCAGGCUUGUCUGCAACGCUGGGUGGAUGAAAAGCAAAGAGGAAACAGUACAGCCAGAGUGGCAUGUCCUCAGUGCAAUGCUGAAUACCUAAUAGUUUUUCCAAAGUUGGGUCCAGUCGUUUAUGUCUUGGAUCUUGCAGAUAGACUGAUCUCAAAAGCUUGCCCUUUUGCUGCAGCAGGAAUAAUGGUUGGAUCUAUCUAUUGGACAGCUGUGACUUAUGGAGCAGUGACAGUGAUGCAGGUUGUAGGCCAUAAAGAAGGGCUAGAUGUCAUGGAGCGAGCUGACCCUUUAUUCCUUUUGAUUGGACUUCCUACUAUUCCUGUCAUGCUGAUACUGGGCAAAAUGAUCCGCUGGGAGGACUAUGUGCUUAGACUAUGGCGCAAAUAUUCAAAUAAACUACAAAUUCUGAACAGUAUAUUUCCAGGGAUUGGUUGUCCUGUUCCUCGAAUUCCAGCUGAAGCUAAUCCUUUAGCUGAUCAUGUCUCUGCUACCCGAAUUUUGUGUGGAGCCCUUGUCUUUCCUACCAUUGCGACAAUAGUUGGUAAACUGAUGUUCAGUAGUGUUAACUCAAAUUUACAAAGGACAAUCUUGGGUGGAAUUGCUUUUGUUGCCAUAAAAGGAGCAUUUAAGGUUUACUUCAAACAGCAGCAAUAUUUACGUCAGGCACACCGCAAAAUCCUAAAUUAUCCAGAACAAGAAGAAGCAUAAAACUGACUUCUGGCUGUUCUGAGGCCUCUCAUCCUGACGAGCCUGUUGUGUUGUUCUGAUUCCAUCAUUAAUGCACUAGUGGAGACUGGUGAUAAAUACUGCUCCUAUAUUUUUAAGAAAUAUAAUAAAGCACGCAAAGCAGGGGAUCCUUUCAGUAAUCACAGAACCUAAGGAUACGAUUCAACUUGGUCAUUUAUAUGUACUGCUUUGACGGCUGUCGACUAAACCAUUAUCUUAGCAUGGUAAACCUGGGUUUGUUCAUAUUUUUCCAGACAAAAUGUAAAGAUAAAACUGUAUAAAUAUUAAAAUGGACAUGCUGUUUUA
Arvicola amphibius (Eurasian water vole) is the source of this 1452-nucleotide messenger RNA. RefSeq names its product membrane associated ring-CH-type finger 5 (gene Marchf5). Lineage: Eukaryota; Metazoa; Chordata; Mammalia; Rodentia; Cricetidae. The record is from RefSeq and is a predicted model, not a curated record. The transcript has 6 exons. Gene Ontology annotation, molecular function: zinc ion binding. Bases 292 to 1128 code for a protein of 278 amino acids.